This is a messenger RNA of Branchiostoma belcheri (Belcher's lancelet), 3158 nucleotides long. RefSeq names its product patched domain-containing protein 3-like. Gene Ontology annotation, cellular component: membrane. The transcript is spliced from 2 exons. Lineage: Eukaryota; Metazoa; Chordata; Leptocardii; Amphioxiformes; Branchiostomatidae. The record is from RefSeq and is a predicted model, not a curated record. Bases 105 to 2753 code for a protein of 882 amino acids.
UCUCCGCCCGAGUGGACGCGUGUCCUUUCGCUAUUUCCACGUGAUCGUACUCUGUGUGGUAGUUGGUUUGUUUUUAGGUCAGAACAUGCUUUAAUGUAGGCGUCAUGGCUCUUUCAUACAACUGCAGGAUGAAAACGCCGCAGGAUCACCUCGAACGUCUGUACGAGUUCUAUGGAAGGCUGGUGGCACGUAAGGCCGUCCCUUUCCUAAUUGGGUCUGUGCUCGUUGCAGGCAUUUUGGGGAUCGGUUUUAUGUUCAUUCAAGCAGAAUGGGACAUUCUGUAUUUGUUCAGCCCCGAAAAUGGACGAACGAGCAAAACUCAAGCUGUCGUCCGCAGCUGUUUUCCUACCAACUAUUCCGAUUUUUCCCCGGACAGACAGACGAACGCUGGUAACUUCGCCAAGGUCAUCGUAUCUGCAAAGGAGAGCGACAACAUGUUGAACUGUGAACUUGCAAGAAACGUACAUACAAUACACCAAGCUAUAGUGACGAUGCCUGUUACCGUAGGCGAACGCACUCUAAUCUACGAGGAUCUGUGUGCGAAGAGAAGUAAAACGUGCGUGUAUCCCCCUCUAGUCGGCCUGAUGAGGCGGCAGUGCCAUGGGAAUGCAGGGACGAUGAACAUUACUUUCCCAAUCGCGAACUACCACGAGAAUGUUUCCGUGUUCCUCGGCCAUCAGAUCGGCGGGAUUGAAUAUCUGCCAGACGGAAGGACUCUGAAACGAGCGAGCGCUUUUCAGCUGUCUUACCAUCUCCAGCCAGAUGAGGAAGGAAAAGCUGAAGAAUGGGAGCAAGCUUUCACUCGCAAGGUGUUAAAACUCUCCACAGACAACUUAACUGCGGUACCUCUUACAUCCAGAACACUUGAAACAGACAUUAUGGACACGAGCGCUGUCGUUGUACGCCGAUUUGCACUGAUGUUUGCCCUUGUCAGUAUUGUAUGUUCUAUAUCAUUGAGCGCUGACUGGGUUCGAGCCAAAGUGUUGGUCGGAAUGGCCAGUCUGUUUGCCCUGGCACUGGCUUUCCUGUCGACAUUCGGACUUCUACUGUGGUUCCGGUUCAAGUUCAUAUCUCCUAUUGGUCUUAUUUCCUUCCCUAUAUUAGCACUAGAGGCUGCAAACAGACUCCACCUGGCCGCAUCGUGGUGGAGGACAGACGAGACCGCGGCUGUACCGGCGCGCCUGGGGCGGACCCUCCGGGAGACCGGGGUGCCGAUGACGUGCACUACGAUCGUACUGGCCGUCACGUAUGGAGUCAGCAGCAUCACAGACUUUCCCGGGUUAAGAACUUUCUUUCUUUUCUCAGCUCUUGUUACUGUCUUUGUGCUCCUUUGCCAGUGCACUUUUCUUGCAGCUUUGUUCGGUUUAGAUGGGCGAAGAGAAAAUGCAAACAGGCAUGCCUAUGUAGUGUGCAAGACAGUGUUGCCAAGGUCCGAAGCAAUUGAUCAACCCUUGAUUUAUAAAAUUUUCUGUGCCGGAGGACAUUCUGUGAAGGAUACAGAACCAUGGCAAGCAGAUAAGAGAAGUCUCGCAGGAAUUUUGCAUAAGCGCAUUGAUACGUUUCUAGCUAUGCCUAUAGGGAAGGUUUUGGUUGGCAGUUUCUAUUUGAUAUAUGUCGGUGUAGCUGUCUGGGGUUGUCUAAAUUUACAGAAAGAUUUUAACUUGCGCAGCGUUGUCGCCGACGAAUCGGUGUCAGCUUCCUUUUACAAAUCCGAAGAAAGGUUCUUUAGUACGUUCGGCCCACCCGUGUCUGUUAUCGCUGUGAAUGGAAAUGAAUAUUGGCGUCAUGAGUCGUUGAACGGCAUACUCGACCUGAAGACCGACAUGGAACACAGCGGUUAUGUGUAUGAUAUCAAUGAGACCGACGAGGGGCGGUUUUGGCUGUCAGAAUUUCUCAACUUUGUACGCUCAGCCGGUGUCACAACUGACAAUCAGGACGAGUUUAUGACUGUCUUGAAGUCCGAGUUUUUGGUGGAUAAAUUGCAUAGCCUAUAUAUUUCGGACGUCGUGGUGGAUAAUAACACAAUAUCGUGUUCUCGUUUCGUCCUUCAGACUAAAGAAACGUACAGAUUCCGUGAUAGUGCCACAGCUGCUCAUGAGUUUCAGAAAAUUAUACAAAAAUACAAUGUGGACGCCAUGGUGUUCCAUCCGUCAUUUUUCUUCAAUGACAUGCUGACACAGAUAUAUACCGAAGCAGGUAGAUUCUUCCUGGCACUCGGAGGGAGCUUGGUCGGGUUUGUCUUUCUCCUUACCCUUAGUCCAAUAUUCGCGUUGUUUUCGGCCGUGUCCUGUGCUUCGAUUUGUGUAGGUAUCAUCGGUUUUUCUACACUUUGGGGAGUUACUCUUGACAUUAACAGUUUCAUGUCAUUUUCACUCGGAGUUUCAUUCUCGGUUGAGUACUCCCUGCGAGUCUUGCUUCUGUUUGUUAGUGUUCCUAACGCUGGCACAAAACAGACAUCUAUGUCCAUAACAGGACCCAUGUCACUGCAACACUUUGUAGCGACGGUAUGUGCGGUCUCCGUUCUCUCUACUUCUGACACGAUGCUGUUUCGAAGUUAUUUUAAGAUUCUAUUUCUGACAAUUCUGUUUGGUUUCCUACAUGUUCUCCUUUUGCUUCCAUUGUGCCUGUCUUCAAUUUGCAGUAAACUGCCCUGUACACGGGCUCCGAGAGAUAAAUCAACUGACGAAGUCAGCGAAAAUGUAAAGAGUCAAGACAUAGUCAUGACUAAUCCAUAUGUUAUGCAACUGUUCUAAUCUCAAUAUUCCUGCACCCAUGGUAUCGCUAUUUCAUGUGCCUCAGAAGAUGUGUGUCUAACAGAUUUGCUUCCCAAUAUCACUUUCUUCUUCAUGUUUUGCCAAUAAGACAACGUAUUUGUAUCGUGUAAAUAUUCUGACGUAGUUCUAUGUACUAUCUUAAGCAAAAGUGCUAUAUGUUAUAAGUGUCAGCUUUUUUAAUAAAUCGUAAUAGUUCUGUAUGAGCAUCAUUUUGUAGCAUCAUUAAGUUGUGACUGUAAGAUAUUUUAACUUUUCAUUAUUUGUUCAAGUUAUGUUGUGUUCGAUGAUUGUCUCGAAGUGAAGGUGUAACCGUUACGGCAAUGUCACGGAUGCGUUGUUUAGCAAGUGCAUGUAACUCAGUAUGUACUUAUCGGUGUAUGAAAA